AUGUAUGGGGUGGAGUUGUUAAGGCAGGGAAUAGGUUGGAGGGUUGGUAAGGGGGAUACUACUAAAUUUUGGAAAGACAGUUGGCUUAUUGAUGAGCCUUUGUUGAAGCAUGCUGGGGUCUUGCAUAUUGAGGAUUUAGAUUGCUCUGUUUCCAAUUUUUUUAAAGAUGGGUGGUGGGAUUUGGAUAAAUUACGAAGAGCUUUAACGGAAGAUCUUGUUCAACAUGUUGUUAAUUAUCCUGUGGGUUUUUCUAGUAAUUUGCAGGAUUGCCAGAUUUGGAAAGGAACUGCCAAUGGAGUUUUUUCUGUAAAAACCGCUUACAAUCUAUUCUUUAAAGGUCCCUCAUGGCCUGAUUAUAAUUUUAGUUCUUUGUGGAGACUAAAGAUACCGCCUAAAUUGCAGAUCUUUGCUUGGCUUACUGCGCAAGGUAAAAUUCUGUCCAAUGUGCAAAGGGUUAGAAGACAGCUGACUUUUGAUGCUUCUUGUGGUGCUUGUGAGUGGCCUAUUGAAACUACAUUACAUAUUCUUCGUGAUUGCUAUAAGGCUAGAGGUAUAUGGAAUACUGUUUUAAUGCCUAGCCAUCAUGGCCAUUUCUUUCAAAUGGAUUUUCUGCCUUGGUUUCAGACUAAUCUUCUCUCCCAGGCAGUUUGGUGUAGUAAUAUCCCCUGGAGUCUGGUGUUUAUCUUUACUUGUUGGUAUGUGUGGAAAUGGAGAAAUCACCAAGUUUUUCAAGGGGAUGAAGAUGUGCCUUUUGAUCCUAAACAACUUAUUGUUCGUGCUGUCCAUGAGUGGUUUAAGGCUUCUCAUGUCUUGAGUAAGCAUAAUCAUAAAGUCCAGAUUGAUCUUAAGUGGGAACCUCCUAUUUCUGGCCAGUUCAAGUUAAAUGUUGAUGGGUCUAGGAGGAAUGGCUCUGGACAUAUUGGUGCUGGAGGUGUUAUUAGAAAUUCCUCUGGAGAUUGGAUCAGUGGUUUUGCUGUGAACUUGGGGAAGGGGCAAAUUCUUGAGGCAGAAAUUUGGGGAUUAUUUUUUGGGUUGAAGCUUGCUGUGGACAAAGAGAUUGAUAAUCUUGUUGUUGAAAUGGAUUCAGCAAUUGCUGUCCAAUUGAUCCAGAAGCAGGGCCUUACUGAUGUUCAUCCUCUUGCAGCCUUAGUUGCUAGCUGCUGGGAGUUGAUGCAUAUGAUCAAUUGCUGCAGUGUUUAUCAUGUUUACAGAGAGAAAAACUGUGUUGCUGAUUGUUUGGCGACCUGGAGCUAUAACUUAGACUUGGGUCUUUUUAUCUUUGUUGAUGCUCCAGCUUGGGUUGGGCCUAGUUUGAUCGAUGAUUUGCUAGGAAUUACUAGAUCUAGGCUAGUUCCUACUGAUUUGCUGUGCUACCAUGACACCUCCCAGGUAACAGAGGAACUAGUUCAAAAAAUCCUUCUUCGAGGACUUGAGCCCGGUGCUGUAGAUGUAUUUCUGGAGUUCAUUUGUUACUCAGGUGGCCCCCUUCCUGAGGAACUAUUGCCUCAAGUGAAGUGCCCUGUUUUGAUAGGAUGGGGUGAGAAGGAUCCAUGGGAGCCCAUUGAACUUGGAUGUGCCUAUGGGAAAUUCGAUUCUGUAGAAGACUUCGUUGUUCUUCCUAAUGUCGGCCACUGCCCUCAGGAUGAAGCACCUGACCUAGUGAAUCCACUGGUCGAGUCAUUUGUGGCACGCCAUGCUGCACUUUCCAGCAUUUCCACGGCUACCUGAUCCGUGGCAUGUCAGUUUGUUGCAGUUUCUUUGUACAGCAAAGGCCAUUGCUAGUCAAAACUUAAUUCAUAUGCCCCAGAAGAAGCAGCGGCUUACAAACAGUAUUGCCGAUGCUUUUGAUGUUCUAUUGAUCCAUAAUGUGGCAUCCGAAUAGAAUGUUACGAGUACUUGGUAUGGCACCA
Messenger RNA from Prunus mume (Japanese apricot), 1910 nucleotides. Lineage: Eukaryota; Viridiplantae; Streptophyta; Magnoliopsida; Rosales; Rosaceae. The record is from RefSeq and is a predicted model, not a curated record.